GCUGGGAAGCAGAGCUGCCUCACCCCCGGCCCCGGGAAGGGCAUGACCCCGGCAGACUCCCGGCAGUGACUCGCGCGCCCCAGCUCGGUGGAUGCUCUUGGCGCACCGCUCCCGUGUGCGGCGGCUUCCCAAGGACAGGUAUCCGAGAAUCAGGCACCCCGACAAGAUGCCCAAGCGCGCGCACUGGGGGGCCCUCUCCGUGGUGCUGAUCCUGCUUUGGGGCCAUCCGCGAAUGGCGCUGGCCUGCCCGCAUCCUUGUGCCUGCUACGUCCCCAGCGAGGUCCACUGCACGUUCCGAUCCCUGGCUUCCGUGCCCGCUGGCAUUGCUAAACACGUGGAAAGAAUCAAUUUGGGGUUUAAUAGCAUACAGGCCCUGUCAGAAACUUCAUUUGCAGGACUGACCAAGUUGGAGUUACUUAUGAUUCAUGGCAAUGAGAUCCCAAGCAUCCCCGACGGAGCUUUAAGAGACCUCAGCUCUCUUCAGGUUUUCAAGUUCAGCUACAACAAGCUGAGAGUGAUCACAGGACAGACCCUCCAGGGUCUCUCUAACUUAAUGAGGCUACACAUUGACCACAACAAGAUUGAGUUUAUCCACCCACAGGCUUUCAACGGCUUAACGUCCCUGAGGCUACUCCAUUUGGAAGGAAAUCUGCUCCACCAGCUGCACCCCAGCACCUUCUCCACGUUCACCUUUCUGGAUUAUUUCAGACUCUCCACCAUAAGGCACCUCUACUUAGCGGAGAACAUGAUUAGAACUCUUCCUGCCAGUAUGCUUCAGAACAUGCCGCUUCUGGAGAAUCUUUACUUGCAGGGAAAUCCGUGGACCUGUGAUUGUGAGAUGAGAUGGUUUUUGGAAUGGGAUGCAAAAUCCAGAGGAAUUCUGAAGUGUAAAAAGGACAAAGCUUAUGAAGGUGGUCAGUUGUGUGCAAUGUGCUUCAGUCCAAAGAAGUUGUACAAGCAUGAGAUUCACAAGCUGAAGGACAUGACUUGUCUGAAGCCUUCCAUAGAGUCUCCUCUGAGACAGAACAGGAGCAGCAGUAUUGAGGAGGAGCAAGAACAAGAAGGGGAUGGUGACAGCCAGCUCAUCAUGGAGAAAUUCCAACUCUCCCAGUGGAACGUCUCUUUGAACAUGACUGACGAGCACGGGAACAUGGUGAACUUGGUCUGUGACAUCAAGAAACCAAUGGGUGUGUACAAAAUUCACUUGAACCAAACGGAUCCUCCAGAUAUUGACAUAAAUGCAACAGUUGCCUUGGACUUUGAGUGUCCGAUGACCCGGGAAAACUAUGAAAAGCUAUGGAAAUUGAUAGCAUACUAUAGUGAAGUUCCCGUGAAGCUACACAGAGAGCUCAUGCUCAGCAAAGACCCCAGAGUCAGCUACCAGUACAGGCAGGAUGCUGAUGAGGAAGCUCUUUACUACACAGGCGUGAGAGCCCAGAUUCUUGCAGAACCAGAAUGGGUCAUGCAGCCAUCCAUAGAUAUCCAGCUGAACCGACGUCAGAGUACGGCCAAGAAGGUGCUACUUUCCUACUACACCCAGUAUUCUCAAACAAUAUCUACCAAAGAUACAAGGCAGGCUCGGGGCAGAAGCUGGGUAAUGAUUGAGCCUAGUGGAGCUGUGCAAAGAGAUCAGACUGUCCUGGAAGGGGGUCCAUGCCAGUUGAGCUGCAAUGUGAAAGCUUCUGAGAGUCCGUCUAUCUUCUGGGUGCUUCCAGAUGGCUCCAUCCUGAAAGCGCCCAUGAAUGAUCCAGACAGCAAGUUCUCCAUUCUCAGCAGUGGCUGGCUAAGGAUCAAGUCCAUGGAGCCAUCUGACUCGGGCUUGUACCAGUGCAUUGCUCAAGUGAGGGAUGAAAUGGACCGCAUAGUAUAUAGGGUACUUGUGCAGUCUCCCUCCACUCAGCCAGCCGAGAAAGACACAGUGACAAUUGGCAAGAACCCAGGAGAGCCGGUGACAUUGCCUUGCAAUGCUUUAGCAAUACCCGAAGCCCACCUUAGCUGGAUUCUUCCAAACAGAAGGAUAAUUAAUGAUUUGACUAACACAUCACAUGUAUACAUGCUGCCAAAUGGAACUCUUUCCAUCCCAAAGGUCCAAGUCAGCGAUAGUGGUUACUACAGAUGUGUGGCUGUCAACCAGCAAGGGGCAGACCAUUUUACCGUGGGAAUCACAGUGACCAAGAAAGGGUCUGGCUCGCCAUCCAAAAGAGGCCAACGCCCAGGUGCAAAGGCUCUUUCCAGAGUGAGAGAAGACAUCGUGGAGGAUGAAGGGGGCUCAGGCAUGGGAGAUGAAGAGAACACUUCAAGGAGACUUCUGCAUCCAAAGGACCAAGAGGUGUUCCUCAAAACAAAGGAUGAUGCCAUCAAUGGAGACAAGAAAGCCAAGAAAGGGAGAAGAAAGCUGAAACUCUGGAAGCAUUCGGAAAAAGAACCAGAGACCAAUGUUGCAGAAGGUCGCAGAGUGUUUGAAUCUAGACGAAGGAUAAACAUGGCAAACAAACAGAUUAAUCCAGAGCGCUGGGCUGACAUUUUAGCCAAAGUCCGUGGGAAAAAUCUCCCUAAGGGCACAGAAGUACCCCCAGUGAUUAAAACCACAAGUCUUCCAUCCUUGAGUCUAGAAAUCACACCACCUUUGCCUGCUGUUUCUCCCCUGUCAGCAUCUCCUGUGCAGACAGCAGCCAGUGCUGAAGAAUCCUCAGCAGAUGUACCUCUACUUGGUGAAGAAAAGCACGUUUUGAGUACCAUUUCCUCAGCCAGCAUGGGACUGGAGCACAACCACAAUGGAGUUAUUCUUGUUGAACCUGAAGCAACAAGCACACCUCUUGAAGAAGUUGUUUAUGAGUUUUCCGAGAAGACUGAGGAGAUAACUUCCACUGAAGGCGACCUGAAGUGGACUGCAGCCCCUACACUUAUAUCUGAGCCUUAUGAACCAUCUCCUGCUCUGCACACCUUAGACACAGUCUAUGAAGAGCCCACCCAUGAAGAGACAGCAACACAGGGUUGGUCUGCAGCAGAUGUUGGAUCCUCACCAGAGCCCACAUCCAGUGAGUAUGAGCCUCCAUUGGAUGCUGUCUCUUUGGCUGAGUCUGAGCCUAUGCAAUACUUUGACCCAGAUUUGGAGACUAAUUCACAAACACAUGAGGAUAACAUGAAAGAAUACACCUUUGCACACAUUACUCCAAUCCCCACCACCUGGGUUAAUGACUCUAGUACAUCAAAGUCAUUUGAGGAUUCUACUAUAGGUGAACGAGGUGUCCCAGGCAAAUCACAUUUACAAGGACCGACAGAGAACAUGCAGCUUGUGAAAAGUAGUUUAAGCACUCAAGACACCUUACUGAUUAAAACAGGUAUGAAAGAGAAGUCUCAGACACUACAGGGAGGAGAUAUGCUAGCGGGAGACCCCACACACUCCAGAAGUUCUGAGAGUGAGGGCCAAGAGAGCAAAUCCAUCACUUUGCCUGACUCCACACUGGGUAUAAUGAGCAGUGUGUCUCCAGUUAAGAAGCCUGCAGAAACCACAGUUGGCACCCUGCUAGACAAAGACACCACAACAGCAACAACAACUCCAAGGCAAAAAGUUGCUUCGUCAUCCACCAUGACCACUCACCCUUCUCGAAGGAGACCCAAUGGGAGAAAGAGAUUACGCCCCCACAAAUUCCGCCACCGACACAAGCAAACCCCACCCACAACUUUUGCCCCAUCAGAGACUUUUUCUACUCAACCAACUCAAGCACUUGAAAUUAAGAUUUCAAAUCAAGUGGAGAGUUCUCCGGUUCCUAUAGCUUGGGUGGAUAACACAGUUAAUACCCCCAAACAGUUGGAAAUGAAGAAGAAUGCAGAACCCAUAUCCAAGGGAACACCACGGAGAAAACACGGGAAGAGGCCAAACAAACAUCAAUAUACCCCUUCUACAGUGAGCUCAAGAGCGUCUGGAUCCAAGCCCAGCCCUUCUCCAGAAAAUAAACAUAGAAACAUUGUUACUCCCAGUUCAGAAACUAUACUUUUGCCUACAACUGUUUCUCUGAAAACUGAGGGCCCUUAUGAUUCCUUCGAUUACAUGACAACCACCAGAAAAAUAUAUUCAUCUUACCAUAAAGUCCAAGAGACACUUCCAGUCACAUAUAAACCCACAUCAGAUGGAAAAGAAAUUAAGGAUGAUGAUGCCACAAAUGUCGACAAACAUAAAAGUGACACUUUAGUCACUGGUGAGUCAAUUACUAAUGUCAUACCAACUUCUCGCUCCUUGGUCUCCACUACGGGGGAAUUUAAGGAAGAAUCCUCUCCUGUAGGCUUUCCAGGAACUCCAACCUGGAAUCCCUCAAGGACAGCCCAGCCUGGGAGGCUACAGACAGACAUACCUGUUACCACUUCUGGGGAAAACCUUACAGACCCUCCCCUUCUUAAAGAGCUCGAGGAUGUGGAUUUUACUUCUGAGUUUUCAUCCUCUGUGACAGUCUCCACACCAUUUCAACAGGAAGAAGUUGGUUCUUCCACAACUCUCUCAGGCAUAAAAGUGCAGGUGUCUUCAAGUCAGGCAGAAACCACCAGUCUUGAUCAAGAUCAUCAUGAAACCACUGUAGCUAUUCUCCUUUCUGAAACUAGACCACAGAAUCACACCCCUACUGCCGCCCAGAUGAAGGAGCUAGCAUCCUUGUCCCCACCCACGAUUCUCAUGUCUUUGGGAGAAACCACCACCACUAAGCCAGCACUUCUCAGUCCAAGAACAUCUCAAACAUCUAGAGAUUCCAAGGAAAAUGUUUUCUUGAAUUAUGUGGGAAAUCCAGAAACCGAAGCAGCCCCAGUGAACAAUGAAGGGACACAGCAUAUGUCAGGGCCAAAUGAAUUAUCAACACCCUCUUCCGACCAGGAUGCAUUUAACUUGUCUAUAAAGCUGGAAUUGGAGAAGCAAGUAUUUGAUAAUAGGAGUCUACCACAUGGCCCAGAUGGCCACCACCAGGAUGGAAGGGUUCAUGCUUCUCAUCAACUAGCCAGAGUCCCUGCCAAACCCAUCCUACCAACGGGAACAGUGAGGCUGCCUGAAAUGUCCACACAAAGUGCUUCCAGAUACUUUGUAACUUUCCAGCCACCUCAUCACUGGACCAACAAACCAGAAAUAACUACAUAUCCUUCUAGGUCUUUACCAGAGAACAAGCAGUUUACAACUCCAAGAUUAUCAAGUACAACAACUCCUCUCCCAUUGCACAUGUCCAAACCCAGCAUUCCUAGUAAGUUUGCCGACCGAAGAACUGACCAAUUCAGUGGCUACUCCAAAGUGUUGGGAAAUAACAACAUCCCUGAGGCAAGAAACCCAGUUGGAAAGCCUCCCAGUCCAAGAAUUCCUCAUUAUUCCAAUGGAAGAUUCCCUUUCUUUACCAACAGGACUCUUUCUUUUCCACAGCUGGGAGUCACCCUGAGACCCCAGAUACCCACUUCUCCUGCCCCAGUAAUGAGAGAGAGAAAAGUUAAUCCAGGUUCCUACAACAGGAUACCUUCCCAUAGUACCUUCCAUCUGGACUUUGGCCCUCCAGCACCUCCGUUGUUGCACACUCCGCGGACCACAGGGUCACCCUCAACUAACUUACAGAAUAUCCCCCUGGUCUCAUCCACCCAGAGUUCUGUCUCCUUUAUAACAUCUUCUGUCCAGUCCUCAGGAAGCUUCCACCAGAGCAGCUCAAAGUUCUUUGCAGGAGGACCGCCUGCAUCCAAAUUCUGGUCUCUUGGGGAAAAGCCCCAGAUCCUCACCAAGUCCCCACAGACUGUGUCCGUCACUGCCGAGACAGACGCCGUGUUCCCCUGUGAGGCAACAGGAAAACCAAAGCCUUUCGUUACUUGGACAAAGGUUUCCACAGGAGCUCUUAUGACUCCGAAUACCAGGAUACAACGGUUUGAGGUUCUCAAGAACGGUACCUUAGUGAUACGGCAGGUCCAAGUGCAAGAUCGAGGCCAGUAUAUGUGCACCGCCAGCAACCUGCACGGCCUGGACCGGAUGGUGGUGUUGCUCUCGGUCACCGUGCAGCAACCUCAAAUCCUAGCCUCCCACUACCAGGACGUCACCGUCUACCUGGGAGACACCAUUGCAAUGGAGUGUCUGGCCAAAGGGACCCCAGCCCCCCAAAUUUCCUGGAUCUUCCCCGACAGGAGGGUGUGGCAAACUGUGUCCCCCGUGGAGGGCCGCAUCACCCUGCAUGAAAACCGAACCCUUUCCAUCAAGGAGGCGUCCUUCUCAGACAGAGGCGUCUAUAAGUGCGUGGCCAGCAAUGCAGCCGGGGCGGACAGCCUGGCCAUCCGCCUGCACGUGGCGGCACUGCCCCCGGUUAUCCACCAGGAGAAGCUGGAGAACAUCUCGCUGCCCCCUGGGCUCAGCAUUCACAUUCACUGCACUGCCAAGGCCGCGCCCCUGCCCAGCGUGCGCUGGGUGCUCGGGGACGGUACCCAGAUCCGCCCCUCGCAGUUCCUCCACGGGAACUUGUUCGUUUUCCCCAACGGGACGCUCUACAUCCGCAACCUCGCGCCCAAGGACAGCGGGCGCUAUGAGUGCGUGGCCGCCAACCUGGUGGGCUCUGCGCGCAGGACGGUGCAGCUGAACGUGCAGCGUGCAGCAGCCAACGCGCGCAUCACGGGCACCUCCCCGCGGAGGACGGACGUCAGGUACGGAGGGACCCUCAAGCUGGACUGCAGCGCCUCGGGGGACCCCUGGCCGCGCAUCCUUUGGAGGCUGCCCUCCAAGAGGAUGAUCGACGUGCUCUUCAGUUUUGAUAGCAGAAUCAAGGUGUUUGCCAAUGGGACCCUGGUGGUAAAAUCAGUGACGGACAAAGACGCAGGAGAUUACCUGUGCGUAGCUCGAAAUAAGGUUGGUGACGACUAUGUGGUGCUCAAGGUGAAUGUGGUGAUGAAACCAGCCAAGAUUGAGCACAAGGAGGAGAACGACCACAAAGUCUUCUAUGGGGGUGACCUGAAAGUGGACUGUGUGGCCACCGGGCUUCCCAAUCCUGAGAUCUCCUGGAGCCUCCCGGAUGGGAGUCUGGUGAACUCCUUCAUGCAGUCAGAUGACAGCGGUGGACGCACCAAGCGCUAUGUCGUCUUCAACAAUGGGACGCUCUACUUUAACGAAGUGGGGAUGAGGGAGGAAGGAGACUACACCUGCUUUGCCGAAAAUCAGGUAGGGAAGGACGAGAUGAGAGUCAGAGUCAAGGUGGUGACAGCGCCCGCCACCAUCUGGAACAAGACUUACUUGGCAGUUCAGGUGCCCUAUGGAGACGUGGCCACUGUAGCCUGUGAGGCCAAAGGAGAACCCACGCCCAAGGUGACUUGGUUGUCCCCAACCAACCGGGUGAUCCCUACCUCCUCUGAGAAGUAUCAGAUAUACCAAGAUGGCACUCUCCUUAUUCAGAAAGCCCAGCGCUCUGACAGCGGCAACUACACCUGCCUGGUCAGGAACAGCGCCGGAGAGGAUAGGAAGACGGUGUGGAUUCACGUCAAUGUCCAGCCACCCAAGAUCAAUGGUAGCCCCAACCCCAUCACCACUGUGCGGGAGAUCGCAGCCGGGGGCAGUCGGAAACUGAUUGACUGCAGAGCGGAAGGCAUCCCCACCCCCAGGGUGUUAUGGGCUUUUCCCGAGGGUGUGGUUCUGCCAGCUCCGUACUAUGGAAACCGGGUCACUGUCCAUGGCAACGGUUCCCUAGACAUCAGGAGUCUGAGGAAGAGCGACUCCGUCCAGCUAGUAUGCAUGGCGCGCAACGAGGGAGGGGAGGCCAGGUUGAUCGUGCAGCUCACUGUCCUGGAGCCCAUGGAGAAACCCAUCUUCCACGACCCGAUCAGCGAGAAGAUCACGGCCAUGGCGGGCCACACCAUCAGCCUCAACUGCUCUGCCGCGGGGAGCCCGACACCCAGCCUGGUGUGGGUCCUUCCCAAUGGCACCGAUCUGCAGAGUGGACAGCAGCUGCAGCGCUUCUACCACAAGGCUGAUGGCAUGCUCCACAUCAGCGGUCUCUCCUCGGUGGAUGCCGGGGCCUACCGCUGCGUGGCCCGCAACGCCGCUGGCCACACGGAGAGGCUGGUCUCCCUGAAGGUGGGGCUGAAACCAGAAGCAAACAAGCAGUAUCAUAACCUGGUCAGCAUCAUCAACGGUGAGACCCUGAAGCUCCCCUGCACCCCUCCCGGGGCCGGGCAGGGACGUUUCUCCUGGACGCUUCCCAACGGCAUGCGUCUGGAGGGCCCCCAAGCCCUGGGACGCAUUUCCCUUCUGGACAAUGGCACCCUAGCGGUUCGUGAGGCCUCCGUGUUUGACAGGGGUACCUAUGUAUGCAGGAUGGAGACGGAGGACGGCCCUUCGGUCACCAGCAUCCCCGUGAUUGUGAUCGCCUAUCCUCCCCGGAUCACCAGCGAGCCCACCCCUGUCAUCUACACCCGGCCCGGGAACACCGUGAAACUGAACUGCAUGGCUAUGGGGAUUCCCAAAGCUGACAUCACGUGGGAGUUGCCGGAUAAGUCGCAUCUGAAGGCAGGGGUUCAGGCUCGUCUGUAUGGAAACAGAUUUCUUCACCCCCAGGGAUCAUUGACCAUCCAGCAUGCCACACAGAGAGACGCCGGCUUCUACAAGUGCAUGGCAAAAAACAUUCUCGGCAGUGACUCCAAAACAACUUACAUCCAUGUCUUCUGAAAUGUGGAUUCCAGCAUGAUUGCUUAGGAACUGACAGCAAAGCGCGGUUUGUAUGGGAAGUCAGGCUGGGGAAUCGGAGCUCUUAAAUAAUGUGUCAUAGUGCAUGGUGGCUCCCCAUGGGUUUCAAGUUGAGGUUGAACUUGAUCUACGACCGUUGGGAAAAGGAAGCAAUACAGACACGAGAAGGAGGGCUCAGCCUCGCUGGGAACUUUCUUUUGUGUUUACAUCAUUCCAGAGGCUUCAUUCGGGGUAUCUGUGCUCUGACUGCAAUUUUUCUUUUUUUUGCAAAUGCCACUCAACUGCCUUCAUAAGCGUCCAUAGGAUAUCUGAAGAACAUUCACCAAAAAUAAACCAUAGACACGAAUAACCCCCCACUACCCUAUUAAAGACGCAUCACCUAGUUAACCUGCUGCAGUUUUUACAUGAUAGACUUUGCUCCAGAUUGACAAGUCAUCUUUCAGUUAUUUCCUCUGUCACUUCAAAACUCCAGCUUGCCCGAUAAGGAUUUAGAACCAGAGUGAUUGAUAUAUAUAUAUAUAUAUUUUUAAUUCAAAGUUACAUACAUACAGCUACCAUUUUAUAUGAAAAAAACUUAUUUCUUCCUGGAACUCACCUUUUAUAUAAUGUUUUAUAUAUAUAUAUUUUUUUUUCCUCUCAAAUCAGACGAUGAGACUAGAAGGAGAAAUACUUUCUGUCUCAUUAAAAUUAAUAAAUUAUUGGUCUUUACAAGACUUGGAUACAUUACAGCAGACAUGGAAAUAUAAUUUUAAAAAAUUCCUCUCCAACUUCCUUCAAAUUCAGUAACCACUGUUAUAUUACCUUCUCCAGGAACCCUGCAGUGGGGAAGGCUGCAAUAUUAGAUUUCCUUAUAUGCAAAAUUUUUGUUGAAAGCUGUGCUCAGAAGAGGUGAGAGGAAAGGAAGGAGAAAACUGCAUCAUUGCUUUACAGAAUUGAAUCUAGAGUCUUCUCCUAAAAGUCCAGAAACUUCUCUGCAGUAUCUGUGCUGUCCGUCCAGUCUAAGGUGGCUGCUUCUUCCCCAGCCAUGAGUCAGUCUGUGCCCAUGAAUAAUACAAGACUUGUUAUUUCCGUGACUGGUGUACUGUAUUUUUAAGGUCAAUAUACUGUACAUUUGAUAAUAAAAUAAUAUUCUCCCAAAAA
This is a messenger RNA of Rhinopithecus roxellana (golden snub-nosed monkey), 9811 nucleotides long. RefSeq names its product matrix remodeling associated 5 (gene MXRA5). Lineage: Eukaryota; Metazoa; Chordata; Mammalia; Primates; Cercopithecidae. The transcript is spliced from 7 exons. The record is from RefSeq and is a predicted model, not a curated record. Bases 92 to 8653 code for a protein of 2853 amino acids. Gene Ontology annotation, molecular function: protein binding.